Molecule: messenger RNA, 1974 nt
Organism: Phytomonas sp. EM1
Lineage: Eukaryota; Euglenozoa; Kinetoplastea; Trypanosomatida; Trypanosomatidae
Source: the annotation of a GenBank genome assembly
AUGCGCUGCAUACCAACUACUCAUGAGGCAGUUAAGCAGCUUCUGGAGGAAAAUACAUCAUUAAAGCCUCACGGCUCCAAUGUAAGACAUCAAGGUGUGAAGUACAUUUUCUCGACCCUAGCCAACUCAUUAGAAGAAUUGUUACGUCCACAUCUUGCUAAUGGUGACCGUAUUUCUAAGGUGCAGUGUUGCCGUGCAUACUACACUGUUAUUCUUUUUUCUAGUGGAACUUUGGUUCUCUUCUCGCCGUUGAUACCAGCGCUUCACGGAUCAAUUUUAUCAGACGAAGCAGACCCUGUUGUUGACGUGGCAACUGGAGAUUAUCACAUUGUGUUUUGCACUAAUUCGGGUGCGGUGUAUUCUUGUGGAUAUAGUAAUCGAUAUGGACAGCUUGGUGACGGCACCAUUUGGGAUAAUAUUUCGGAUUCAAAAAAGUUUUCAGUAUUUAACGAGCAAUGCGGAGGUUGCAGCACGCCACCUUUGUUAUCGACCCCGCGUCGCGUGCUUGGGUUCGAUAACCCAAUCCUAUCUCUCAAGAACUUAACAGACAGCGACAGCAAGGAACAGUUGGAUCCCAUGAGAGGGCUUGAGAAGGGUGAAUGUGACACCUCUUCAGGCAUCAGCUCAACCCCCCUCGCAGUCGACAGGCCAUCUGUGCGUAUUUGCGCGGUUUCGUGCGGCGCGGAGCACACCCUUUUACUGUCUGCGUCGCUAAACGGUGUCUAUAGUUGCGGUCGUGGCCACUGUGGGCAGCUCGGUCUCAGGCAGUGUGCUAUCCCUCUGCAGUUAGUGUUUCGGCUCAUUCCCCUUUGUUUUGGGCUACCUAUAAGGCAGAUCUUCGCGACCGGACACCACAGCUUUUUCCUAACUAGCACCGGACGCCUAUUCGGAUUUGGCGAAAACCAAGCUGGCCAGCUCGGUAUUGGGACCACCUCAAAUGCGUUUAUUCCAACGCCGGUUAAGUUUUUAUCUUCACACUGUGAUAAAGCAGUUUUCAAGGGAGGGAUGGAGGGCGCUGCCGAAGAGAGCAUCCCCUUGACAGAUAAAACACCUUUGAAAGGUAAUGCUUGCCCAGUACUGGACUCUAGAGCCUAUACUGCAUUACAUGCGCCAUAUGACUCUCUGGAAAGCAUUUACUACCCGUUUCACAUAAAGCGUCUAGGGGUGGAUCUAGAGCCUGAAGAACCCUUUAUUGAGGCGGUGUGGGGCUGUCCAACAACUACAAUUGCAUUGACCAAACAACUUGAUUGGCUUUCGUGUGGGCUCGCCAUCUCGCGUUCGUGGGCGUCUCAAAGAAGUGUUGGUGAUGUAAACUAUAAGGGUUAUCAUCAUGGAUUGCAUGAGCCCCGCUAUGAUGGACAUGGAGCUCUGGGCAGGCCGCUAUUGCAUAUCGAAGAGGCAUGGCGGUUCGGACAUAUGACCUGGGGUGCGAAUCUGAAGCGCGCUAUGUGCUUGCUUAGUGGCACGAAUGCCGAAAACACAACAACCCCUGCAGCUAAGCCCGUCGAGGCUUCUGUGCGAAAGGGGAGCCUACUAAUAAGCCAGGCAGGUGUCAACAUAAGCGUAGAAUGUGUCAUUUACUCUCAUGUAAGUUUUGUAAAACUUGAGCGGAAGCCAGUGGCUUCCAACAAGACAAAUGAGGACGCUGUGUCUGACAUGAGAAAGGCAAAAUCUUUCAUCUUUAUAGAAAGCAAUGUUUGUGAAGCAACAUUUGAGGGAGCUCUGCCAAUGAAUAUAGGAAAAGAGACAAAGACCAAUUUAGAUUUUAAAAUGCCUGCAGACAAUUAUAAUUUUUUAGCUACUCCGCUUUCGAUGUCUACGCACCUGGUGCUAAAUGAGAAAGAAGAUGGCAUAGAAAAUGAGGUUAUUGUUGCCAGCGCCCGAUCGAAUACUUCAGAGAAUACAAUGUUAAUACCACUCUUUGAGGAAAGUAGUGAUAUCGUAUCCUUAAAAGAAUUCAUUAUCAUGAUGUAA